CCGAGUUGACCCUCCGUUCGCUUACCUCUCCUACUUGCUCGCUCGCUCUCUCACUCACUGUCCGCGCACGGGACGACGGGUUGCUGAUACGCUACUGGGAAACGAUAGUGGCGCGUUCAACCUCUUCCACCCAUGAGCAAUGUCGGCCAGCAGAUGGCCUCUGGCGCCCUCUCCGGCUUUGCGUCCACCGUCUGCCUCCAGCCUUUCGACCUGCUGAAGACGCGACUGCAACAGUCUGAUGGUCGGUCAAAGACGCCACACCGCCCCGCCGUCCUCAUCGACACCAUACGCCAGGUCCUCGCCGAACGAGGUCCGCUUGGCUUGUGGCGAGGGACAGGCGCGACAUUGAUACGCAACGUUCCCGGCGUCGCCCUCUACAUGACCGGCCUCACCCAGCUGCGCUCCCUCAUGGCCCGCGCGCCCCUCUUCUCCGUCUUCCAGAUUCCCGUCGCAGACGGCGUCGUGCUCGACGGCAGGAAGCGCACCUCCGUCCUCCCCAAACUGACCCCCACGGGCAACCUCCUCGCCGGCGCCACCGCCCGCGUCGCCGUCGGGUUUCUGCUCAACCCCUUCUCGGUGCUCAAGGCGCGGUUCGAGUCCUCCACCCACCCCACCACCCACCUCCCCCUCCUCCCCGCCCUGACGCGCCUCCUCCGCGCCGGGCCCCGCGAGUGCCUGCGCGGCUUCCUCCCCUCCGCGCUGCGCGACGCGCCGUACGCGGGGUUGUUCGUGGGCGCGUAUGAGGCGGGGAAGCGGUGGGGGGCCACCCUCGCGCCCCCCGGCACACCGGCCGGCAUGAUCCACAGCGCGAGCACCGCCGCGAUCAUCAACAGCGCGAGCGCGGCGGCCGCGGGCGCACUAGCGACACUGGCGACGCACCCGUUCGACGUGGUGAAGACCAAAAUCCAAGUCCGCGAAGAGGCCCGCUACCGCGGCUUCUGGCGCACGUGCGCGACGGUGUGGGAGCACCGCGGCCCCCUCGGCUUCUUCGACGGCGUGUCGCUCCGGCUCUCGCGCAAGGUCCUCUCCUCCGUCAUCGGUUGGGCCGUGUACGAGGGCGUGCUCCUGUUUAUUCACGAUCAGGGGGUGGCUGCCAAGCUGCUUUGAUUCGGCGGGUGAGGGAGGGAGGGGAGGGAAGUGGAGAGGGGAUGGAAGAGGGGAGGGGAGGGGUGAGGAUUGGGUGAGGAGCAAGGGGCGAUGCAGGGGAGGGAGCGGAGCAAGGGGCGAUGCAGGCGAGCAGAGGAGUGCGCGAGGUGGAUGCGGGAGAUGGUCAGGAGAAGAGUGGAGACAGUCGCACGACGUACCCACGGACAAGCCAUCACUCACCACACGGCUCACCGCGCUUGUAGCCCUAGUCAAUCUCACCUCACUGCUUUGCUUGCAUCUAUGCCUCACCUCACCUCAUUGCUUUGCUUGCAUCCAUUUUGCUUUGCUUGCAUCCAUUUUGCUUGCAUCUAUCCUGCUUGAUGCGCCUCAACUUGCAACCUCGCGACCGUCCACUUUAG
Schizophyllum commune H4-8 is the source of this 1505-nucleotide messenger RNA. Its product is annotated as mitochondrial carrier. NCBI's taxonomy places the organism in Eukaryota, Fungi, Basidiomycota, Agaricomycetes, Agaricales, Schizophyllaceae. The record is from RefSeq and is a predicted model, not a curated record. The coding region runs from base 154 to 1107 and encodes 317 amino acids. Gene Ontology annotation, biological process: glycine import into mitochondrion. Gene Ontology annotation, cellular component: mitochondrion. Gene Ontology annotation, molecular function: glycine transmembrane transporter activity. The transcript is spliced from 11 exons.